Closterium sp. Naga37s-1 is the source of this 424-nucleotide messenger RNA. The record is from the annotation of a GenBank genome assembly. NCBI's taxonomy places the organism in Eukaryota, Viridiplantae, Streptophyta, Zygnematophyceae, Desmidiales, Closteriaceae.
CCCUCUGCUGACCCAAUUCCAGGGAGGCAGCGAGGGGAAGAAUGGCAAGCCUCAUGUGAUUGCCAUGACACGUCCUCCCCCAUCCUCCACACCGCCCUCCCAAUCCUCCUCUCCGCCCGCCCCAUCCUCUCCGCCCUCCCCAUCCUCUCCGCCCUCCCCCCAUCCUCUCCGCCCUCCCCCCAUCCUCUCCGCCCUCCCCCCCAUCCUCUCCGCCCUCCCCCCCAUCCUCUCCGCCCUCCCCCCCAUCCUCUCCGCCCUCCCCCCCAUCCUCUCCGCCCUCCCCCCCAUCCUCUCCGCCCUCCCCCCCAUCCUCUCCGCCCUCCCCCCCAUCCUCUCCGCCCUCCCCACAUCCUCCCCACCCUCCCCCACAUGCUCCCCACCCUCCCCCCCUCACUCACAGUGCAUGGUGGCGAGUCGCAUGUGA